CCAUGUUUGCAUGACUACAGAUUGUAUUUGCAAGCGACACAAUGCAUCGGUUUUUAAUUCAGCACCAAGGACAGCUGACCGGCAAAGACACGCGCGAGGAGCGAGAGGAGUGGGCAUAUAGUGUGGGAGUGUGACGUGAGAGAAAGGGACAGGGUUUUGCUUUUGUUUUGUUUUUUGGGGGGUUUUCCUCAAAAGAGAGCACGGGUUGGGAUUAGGCUCGCGCUGUGGGUUGGAGUGGAUUACGCGGCGUCGCGCGCGCAGAGAGUGCCGCCGCGCUUCGUCGCCGCCCGACGAGCUCCUCGGUCCGCUCCGCCGCCAACUGGAUCGCGACCCCCGAGGCGCACCCCGACUCUCUCCGCGCCUGCCGCCGCAAUCACUCGCCCGCACCGAGGCGUCCCCUGCGGCCGCAUGGGAACAUGGCCGACGUCCCCCAGAUCGUCAAAAUCGGGAUUUCCCUGAAGAUGCUUCCGAACAACAGCGCGGUGUUCUUCAAGUCGGACGGGGCUCGGUUCGGGCAGACGCGGACCAUCAAGCUGCUGACGGGCUCCAAGUACAAGAUCGAGGUGGUGGUGAAGCCGGGAGCGGUCCAGGCCACCUCCAUGAGUGUGGGUGGAGUGACCUUUCCCUUGGAGCAGCAAUCCAAAGACCCCCAGUCUGUGGUUUACACCGGUCAGUAUGACACUGAGGGGGUGGCACACACAAAGAGUGGAGAAAGGCAGCCAGUUCAAAUCAACAUCCAGUUCACAGAGGCUGGAUCGUUUGAAACCGUGUGGCAGGUGAAGUUCUACAACUACAACAAGAGGGACCACUGCCAGUGGGGCAACAGCUUUAACAGCAUCGAGUACGAAUGCAAGCCCAACGACACGCGCACGCUCAUGUGGAUCAACAAAGAGAUGUUCGUCUGACGACCAGAGGCGGCGCGAGAGACGUGGACGUGUGCUUUAACGAGGCCUCCCUCCUUCAACCUUCUAUCGGUGUCAGAAAAUGCAAACCGUAACAGGCCGAUGCCCUUCUAUUUUAUGUCAAAGACUGCAUAAACCUCCUUGGCAAGUUUUUAUUUUUCCAUUUACACUCUGGUAUUCUGUCCCUCAAGUGUGGAAAAAAUAGUUUUAUGUAACAGUACUAUGGUUGUGAACGAUUACCUGUGUUUCCGAUGAGUAUGUGUUUUACAUAUGGUGCUACUGAUGUGGUUAUGUGGAUACGUAUGUAUUUGUAAGCUAUAUGCAGUACUGUGGAAAAGUCUUGAGCUGUCUCUUAUUUCUUGAGAUGUAUUUGAUUUGUUUAAGUUACUUAGCGCUGAGUAAUGAGAUUUGGUCACAAAGUCUCCACUGAUUCAGUGUUGUUCAUACAACAGGAAACUUGACAACCAUUUAUAAACUUAGGUCAAUCUAAGACACCAAAGAUAACACAGUUAGUCACAGACAGGAAAAACAAUCUAAUAUUUGAGCACUAAUAAACUCAAAAUCACAUACAUUGCUGUUUUUACCCAUUUUUCAUAUUCAUUGUUAGCUAUGAAAUAUUUAUUUUUGUUCCUUGUAAUCAACAAAAGCCAGCAUAAAAGUCAAACAACUGCACUGUUAAAAUCCAUAAUUUCACACACAUUCCUUACGCCUGCUGUAUUUGCUCAGUUUUGUUUAAUUGGCACCCAAGUGAUCAUCCCCCAUCUGUCUGCAAAGCACUGCCAUAAAAUAUGUGCGAGAACUCAGGUGGGGGGUGGGGGAGACUAACAGUAUGGCAGCAAUGGUUGGCAUGUAAAAGGUUCAUUGGCAGCAGGGUGCUAUAGAGUCUAGGAGAUUUGUACCAAUAAACUGAAGGCUGUAUAAAUGAGAUGCCUCUUCUAAUGGUUCAAAAAGGACUUGUGGCUUUGGCAAACUGAGUGGUUAUAGUAUUUUUUAUUUUUAUUUUUUUGGAAUGAAGAUCUGAAAGUAUUUCCUGAUUUCAGAGGGAUCCAACCUCUAAGUCUCCCUGAGAAAAGUACUGGAUACUCCAAUCAACUGUUUGGCAUGGCUUAUGUUCUGGUCAUGGUUCAUGGCUGUGGGGCUAUUAGGAGUUUAGUGUCCAGUUCACGUGUGCUUUGUGGAUCUUGAGACUCAUAACUGUGUCUCUUUGUGUGGAGGAGGAUGGUAGAGUAUGCCAAACCAAGAACUGCGUAAAUAUCCCAGUGGUGGUUGGAUUUUGCCGGAUCCGCCUCUUAUCUAGAAUCCGGAUGCAGGGACGAGUAUGGUUUGCAAACUUCAGGGUUUCAUCUUUGAUUUUCACAGAUGACAUGGUUCUUUUUGUCUUCGAACAAUGACUUUCGGCAUUCACAGUACGUAUCAGAGCGUAAUGUGACGUGGACAGGAUGAGAAUCAGUUUCAUUUAGCUUGAAACCCUGGUUCUCAAUUAGAAAAUGAUGAACUGCUUACUGUUGGUCAGUGCUUCUUAACCCUGGCCCCUACAGGUCACUGCCCUUCAUCUUUUAGAUGUGCAUCUGCUCCACAGGCUUCUCCAUUCAGAUGAUUGGAGAAGCCUGUUAACAACUCACUUGUUUAAGUCAUUUGUGGGAAACACCUAAAACAUGGAGGACAGUGGUUUGGAGGGACCAGGGUUGAGGAAUGAUGCUCUUGGUCAAGGUUCUCUCUCUGCCGUGUAAAGGAGAAGUUCUAGGAUCAGGAGUCUUGUUUAUAAGUUAUAGUACAAGGGAGCAGGAUAUAGAUGAAUAGAUUGGGGCCUUAACUGGGAUAAUGCAAUUGAUGUUCAGGAAGAAAAUAGUCAAAAAGGAAAUUCCUUAUUUAGAGUCUGUGGAGGUUCCUCCAUCUUCUCAGUGUUAAGUGUUCUUUUCUUUAGUGUUAGUAUUUAGUUAAUGUUUUAUAUUGAUAAUAUUUAUAUUGGUUAUAUCACUUUUUCUUUGGUGGGUUUUGGUAUUAAGUUGUUUACUAGAUUGGGUGCACACAUUUUAGUAAACGCUUGGUUUAUUUAGAAUAUUAAUUAUUUUGUUUUUGGUUGAGUUGAAGGACUGGCUGGGAGGAGUUGAUUGUCUCAAACCAGUAAUUGGAACCAACCAUCAGGCUGCGGGAAGCAGGGAAUUUGAUGUGGAAGACUCCUCCUCUCGCCCUGUUGACAUCUUCCUCUCACUCUAUUGUUAUAAUAUUUAUGGUGUUAGGUUGUUUUGUUUUAUAGUUGUGUUAAAGUAAAAUGUUGUGAUUUGAAUUUAUUUAUGUUUAUGUAUUGGUUGCUUCUGUUUGCUCCCCCACCCCUCCUUGUGUGUGUGUGUGUGUGUAGGCUAGCCUUUGUAUAUAAAUUCCCCUGUGUGUUCAUUGAGAAGAGUCAGUUAGUUUUGUUUGUUGAGUUGGUAUGCUUUAGUUGAUUAUUUUUUGGGCCCAUUUUUCUUAUAUUUCUUUUUGAAAUUUGUUGUAAAAAAAUCUUUAAGCUCUUUUUGAAAAAUUAAAUAGUUAUUUUUUUAUGCCUUUGUCCUUGAGUUUGCUGGUCGGACCAUCACAGAGUCCAUCAACAUUCUGACCCUGAAUUUUGGUGAUCUGAUCAAGGGCCCUUCCUUUGGAGGAUAUCUGGUCAUGUCCCACUAGACUUCAAGGCAGACCCAAGAUCUACCAAGGGGACUGUUUGUCCUUUCUGGAUUGGGAUUGCCCCCAGGUUGCCAGAACAAACUGGAGAACGUUUCUGGUGAGAGUAAUAUCAGGUUUUUACUGCUGGACCUGAUUCCCCUGUCACGCUUGUUCUUAAAGAAGUGGAAGACGAUGGUCAAACAUUUGAGACGAUGACCAGACCCCUCAUGAAAAGUUUCAUCUAUAAUGCCCUCAGGGUGUUACUGCCAUAUUUGGAGCCAUGUUUAUGCAUUCUUGAUUGCUGACCUGUUGAUCAAGUUUUAUUAAUACAGUUUUAAAAUGAUUAAACUUUUGGUACAAUCUGACCGACUUAAAAAGCAUCUUGGUUUGAAGCACUCUAUGUUUACCUAUGUGGGAGUUCCUUAUGUUGAAUACCGUCGUUUCAACAUUAAAUCCAGUUAUAAAAAUAGGUGUUUUAGCUUUGUAUGCAGUUCUUGUCUCCAGCGUGUUUGUGUUUGCUACCUCUUCUAAAAGGACCUGGCUGCCUCUCCAUUCGGGAGAGUGGAAAAAAAUGUUGUAUUUGGAAUAUUCCCAGCCAAAACCUUUAGUGACCUCUUUAUUGACUGUUUUAUAUUUUUUGGUGAAAUUAUAUAAGAAAAUACUUUUUUGUACAGAGAACCAUGAACUCUUUGCAAAUUGCUCAUUUAUUUUUUCAGAAAACACUCUCAAUUCUCAAUUAAAUUGAUCUAUGCAGAAUAUUAGGGCGACAAAAUGACAUGUGCAAUGUGCUGUUCUGAUGGGAUUUAUAUUAAGACGAAACUUUUCCUGUUGUUAAAGUGAUGUUUGUAAUGUUCUUAUAUUAAACAAGAAAAUAAUGUUUGCA
Messenger RNA from Poeciliopsis prolifica (blackstripe livebearer), 4425 nucleotides. RefSeq names its product cannabinoid receptor interacting protein 1b (gene cnrip1b). The coding region runs from base 417 to 905 and encodes 162 amino acids. Gene Ontology annotation, biological process: negative regulation of signaling receptor activity. Lineage: Eukaryota; Metazoa; Chordata; Actinopteri; Cyprinodontiformes; Poeciliidae. The record is from RefSeq and is a predicted model, not a curated record. Gene Ontology annotation, cellular component: plasma membrane. Gene Ontology annotation, molecular function: type 1 cannabinoid receptor binding. The transcript has 3 exons.